Messenger RNA from Triticum turgidum subsp. durum (durum wheat), 639 nucleotides. The record is from the annotation of a GenBank genome assembly. Lineage: Eukaryota; Viridiplantae; Streptophyta; Magnoliopsida; Poales; Poaceae.
AUGGGGAAGUCGAAGAGCAAGGGCGCCAAGUUCGCCGCCGUCAAGAAGAUCAUCAGCAAGAAGACCAUCCAGAAGUACAAGGAAGAUGUGCUGGACCCGCGGAAGAAGGACACCGAGAAGGAGAAGCUCGGCCGGAAUGUGCCGCAGGUGUCGUCGGCGCUCUUCUUCAGCUACAACAUGGCGCUCGGGCCGCCCUACCGGGUCAUCGUCGACACCAACUUCAUCAAUUUCUCCAUCCAGAACAAGGUCCGUUUGGAUUUGGAGAAAGGAAUGAUGGAUUGCCUUUAUGCAAAAUGUACCCCUUGCAUCACUGAUUGUGUUAUGGCUGAGCUUGAAAAGUUAGGACAAAAAUAUCGUGUGGCUUUGAGAAUUGCUAAGGACCCUAGGUUCCAGAGAUUAGCGUGCACACACAAGGGAACUUAUGCUGAUGACUGUAUUGUUGAGAGAAUUACUCAGCAUCUAAUAUCUUCCAGGGCGAAUGAAAGGGGCUGUUUGCACAAAUGCUACAUUGUUGCCACCUGCGAUAGAGAUUUAAAGAGGAGAAUAAGAAAGGUUCCUGGUGUGCCAAUCAUGUAUAUCACCCAACACAGGUACUCGAUAGAACGACUCCCUGAAGCUACAAUUGGUGGAGUGGCCUAA